AUGCUGUCGGGUCAUCUCCCUGCCAUUCUUUUGGCACUCGGCUCCGUUCUCACGCUCAUCUCUGGUCAACCUGUCCGACCGUUCGCUGGAAACCGUGCUUACGCUGUUGAUGCCGAAGCCGAUGAGACUGGAAAUCGUUGGGCUUUCUCCGUUUACGCGGACGGCUACACUGCUCUGGAUGAGGAGGGCAACACGUCACCUGUCGAUACCCUGCUCGUUAACAAGGUGUCCAAGCGCUUGACUGUCAUCAAGGCCAUGAACGGAUUUGACACUACCACGCCUCGCCUCAAGAUGCGACAGGUUCUCAAGGAAUGCUGGAAGAUGACUGGCCUUCAACCCUCGGAGUUGAAGGAGGUCUUGGGCUACCAGAUUGAGAACGACGACAUGAACAAAGCCCUGGGAGAGUGCCGUACCAAGAUUGGUCUGAGACCGACUGCAUCCUUCGAGAUUUCCAGCAAGGAGACGAACGCAAACCGCAAAUGGUGCUGGGAGAGACUCGGAACAACGAUCUUCUCUUCGGCGAUCAGAGGAUCGAUUGCAGACUUUUCUAUCAACAAGCAGCUCAUUCAGAUCAAGGUCGACAAUGGUGGAAAAUGGGAUCACGUCUACUACGAGUUCUCGUAA
Colletotrichum acutatum is the source of this 624-nucleotide messenger RNA. RefSeq lists its product as uncharacterized. The record is from RefSeq and is a predicted model, not a curated record. The transcript has 3 exons. NCBI's taxonomy places the organism in Eukaryota, Fungi, Ascomycota, Sordariomycetes, Glomerellales, Glomerellaceae. The coding region runs from base 1 to 624 and encodes 207 amino acids.